CCCGCCCCUCUCCCUCCUCCCGCCCCGGCGGCGGGUGGCGGGUGGCCGGUGAGUGCCCCGGGGGUGCGGCUCCCCGCGGCCCAGCGCAGCCGGCGGGGGAUGGCGGCGCCUCAGCUGCGGCGGCUGCGCCAGGCCCCGCGGCACCUGCUGGUCUGUGAGAAGGGCCACGCGCGGCACGCGCGCUCGCGGCACGCGGCGCACGUGCGGGACCACGCCUAUAACUGCCGCGUGUCGUUUUUGAUUCCUGAAUGUGGCAUAUUACCUGAAGUGCUGAAAAGUACUGUUGCAGAUGUUGGAGAGUACUACCUGGUGAGGAGUUUACCGGUUCAUGAAUUGGUUGCUCAGGAAUUCAUUGAUGCUUUUGUGAAGAAAGGUUCGUGCUACGCACUUAGCUAUAACACAAAAAUUGAUCAAGAUAAUACUGCAGCUCUGCUACCAAAUGGAAAACUAAUUCUGUCGGUGGAUAAGGAUACUUAUGAGGAACUUGGACUGCAAGGUCGCCCUUCUCAGUAUUCUGGCAAAAAAGUAAUGAGAUAUAUUAUAACUAUUGACCUGACUGAUGCUGGCUUUCACCCUGAUAGCAAGAAACAUAACAGAGUGCUCUGGGCCUUGAAAGAAAAGAAACCUUUAGAAUUUGACUUCCUACUGGCUUGGUAUACAAAUAUAGGUGCAGAGGGAUCAACGUUGAUGUCAUACUUUUCAAAAAACCAAAUACAGGCCCUGAAGCCAAAAAUAACAUUCAGCACGUUAAGGGACUUGCAGUGUCCGGUGUUACAAAGUAAUGAACUACAGGGAAAGCCAGAUGAGUCCUGCAGUACAGAGGAACUGUUUGAAUGGCUGGGCGCUGUCUGGAAUCAAGUUAGCUUGGACAACACAUCAUCUAGCUUCUUAUCAACCUAUUGCUGUCCUCAGCCCAAUGUAAUGGUGGAAAAAGCUUUUCUGUGCACAAUCACAGGCUUUAUAAUUCCUGAGAAGAUAAUUCAGUUAUUGGAGCAGCUGUGUUGCUAUUUUGGUGAACCAAAACUGGCAUACUGGCUGACCUUAACUGUACAUGGUUUUGCAGACAGCCCUGUUUCCUGGAGAGAAAGUGAACAUGGUUUCCACAAGGGAGGAGAGAACUUGUACAACUUCGUCAUUUUUAGAAAUCUGGACUACUGGCUUCAGAUGGCUGUAGGAACUAAUGAUGAUUGUCCUCCAUAAAUCUAUGGCUACAGAAGAAGUUUUCUAAUAAUCCCAUGUUACACUAUAGAAACCUAAUAAGAUAGGUUUUUUUUAUAAAAGUAAUUGGGUAAAAAGUUAUGUACUAAGAGGCUGUAUAUUUUUUCCCCAUAAUUUAUAGCCCUUAAACAAUGACCUACAAUGGAAGGAAUGGAUUUUUGUUACUUCACUGUCAUACAGUGCCUUCUGAAAGACUUGACAAUUCUAGCUUUUAAAUGUGGUUUUGAGAGUUUAAGGUCUCAGGAAUUGACUGUAGGUGCUUUCCUUUUAUCCAAAAGUAAUUUUGGAAUUUGAAACCUAGUUUUACAGAUAGCUAGCUAAAAUACUGGGGAGGCAAGCUCGUGUUGGGAUUUAGUGUUUUCUUUCUUUACAUUAAAGAUCUGUAAAACCUUCACAUUCAUGUUUAAGACAUUUCAGCCUGCAUGUAGUCAAAUAAAAAAAGGUGUUCUCCAGAAUUUGUAGGGUGGGGAGGAGAAAAAAGGUGAGAAGGAAGUAUGUGACAGCGGGAGGAGCACCCAUUAAACAUGGAAAAAGUAAAGGCUUGCUGACCCACUUUUUGGAUUUUACAGAUCACAGUUGGUUAUCAAAGAAGUUAAUUUAUAUCAGUGGUGCAAAAGGCUGCUACUUGCUUUCUUAAUUGACCUCCACACACUCACACUCACACUCACACCCCCACCCCCACCAAAUGUCUACUUUUAGAAGUAGCUUGUUCUUGCUUACAGGACAACUCACAGAGCCAAGAUUUCACUGUCACAUUAUUGCAGAUGCAUUUUUGGGAAGAAUGCUAUGGCCAAUGCAGAUUAAGUUAAACUGGUUUUGUUAGCAAUAAUGCUGGGAGCAUAGGCAGCUAUAAAGAAUCCAGGUUUACUCCUGUUGAAAUCCAUGAAGGGUUGGAUGGUGGUUUGGGGAGGGUUGGGUGGAGGUUAUUUGGUUUUUGUUUCAUGGAGCAGGUGUGUAUCAUUAAAGUACCAGUGCAGCGCUUAACUGGAAGUUGUUCACUUGAUGGGGUGAGAGAUUGGUAGUGGAAUUUAGGGCAUAGCUGUAGCGGAAACAUCAAGAUCUUGCAUCAGGGUGAGUGCCACAAUCAUGCAGAAGAAGAAGGACCAUGAAAAGCAGUUGAGCUUUCUUUUUUUUGUCUGUUUAUUGGCGCUCUUCAGUGAGGAGAGCCAUCCUGGAUGAUUUACUGGAUGGUAUUUGUUUGUCACAUCCCUCUGCUAAACAACCCCUUUUGCACAAGUUUUGUUACACGUUUCAUAAACACAACUCUGACAAAUGAGUAAACAGUUUUCUAAAUCA
Messenger RNA from Falco peregrinus (peregrine falcon), 2514 nucleotides. RefSeq names its product ribonuclease P/MRP subunit p40 (gene RPP40). Bases 100 to 1200 code for a protein of 366 amino acids. Gene Ontology annotation, cellular component: multimeric ribonuclease P complex; ribonuclease MRP complex. Gene Ontology annotation, biological process: endonucleolytic cleavage in ITS1 to separate SSU-rRNA from 5.8S rRNA and LSU-rRNA from tricistronic rRNA transcript (SSU-rRNA, 5.8S rRNA, LSU-rRNA); tRNA 5'-leader removal; tRNA 3'-end processing. The transcript is spliced from 8 exons. NCBI's taxonomy places the organism in Eukaryota, Metazoa, Chordata, Aves, Falconiformes, Falconidae. Gene Ontology annotation, molecular function: ribonuclease MRP activity; ribonuclease P activity. The record is from RefSeq and is a predicted model, not a curated record.